Messenger RNA from Dromiciops gliroides (monito del monte), 3628 nucleotides. RefSeq names its product zinc finger protein 420-like. The transcript has 6 exons. The record is from RefSeq and is a predicted model, not a curated record. Lineage: Eukaryota; Metazoa; Chordata; Mammalia; Microbiotheria; Microbiotheriidae.
AUGGUCAGGGUGUCCAAGAGGAGUCAGAAUUUAGUAGAUACCAGAAAAUUCAAAAUAACAUAUGUAUGUAAUGAAUGUGGGAAAGAUUUUCAUCAGAGCUCAAAUUUUAUUAUACAUCAGAGAAUUCACACAGGAAAUAAACCCUAUGUAUAUAAUGAAUGUGGAAAGGGAUUUAAUCAGAGCUCUAAUUUUAUUAGACACCAGAGAAUUCACAGUGGAGAAAAUCCCUAUGAAGGUAAUGAAUGUGGGAAAGCCUUUAAAGGGAGCUCAAAUCUCAUUCUACAUCAAAGAAUUCACAGUGGAGGUAAACCCUAUGUAUGUAAUGAAUGUGGAAAAGCCUUCAACCAAAGUUCAGAUCUUAUUAUACAUCAUAGAAUUCAUACUGGAGAAAAACCCUUUGAAUGUUACGAAUGUGGAUAGACAUUCAUUCAGUGCUCACACCUUGUUACACAUCAGAGAAUUCACACUGGGGAGAAACCCUACAAAUGUAAUGAAUGUAGGAAAGCCUUCAGGCAGCAUUCACGUCUUACCGAACAUCAGAGAAUCCAUAGUGGAGAAAAACCCUAUAGAUGUAAAGAAUGUGGAAAGACUUUCAAUGGAAAAACAGCUUUUCUCAAACAUCAGAGAUUUCAUGCUGAAAAAAAACUUAAUGAAUGUGAACCAGCCUUUAAUCAAGACUCAGAACUAACUGGAGAAGAUAAUAAAAUUAACACUGGAGAGAAGCCUUAUGAAUGUAACGAAUGUAGAAAAGCUUUCAGGCAGCGUUGUCUCCUUAGUCAACAUAGAAGAAUCCAUAGUGUACAGAAACCCUAUGAGUGUCAUGAAUGUAGGAAGACCUUCAUUUGGGAAACCGGAGGACUCGGAUGUCAGUGGUUCGAGGGAGGGGACUGUAGUUGGCUGGGGGGAGAGGGGAGAAGAAAGAAGACUGGUCCCCAGCUAGCCAAGGAGGGCACCGGAAGUGACCGUUCCCACCUGGCCUGGUCUCGAGGGGCGGCGGUAAUGGCGGCUGCAGUGGGUGGGGCGCGGGCGAUGAGCGGGCAAGAGGCUGGUGGCAGCCUGGAGAAGCAGGAAUCCAAGAGACUGGUCUUCCCACAAGAGAAUCUCUACGAAGAUCAGAUGCUAGAGAAAGAUGGAAACAUGAGUCCAUUGGAUUCUGAGAACCAGACUGAAAAGAAGGAAUGGAAACUAAAGCAAGAAAAUUCUAGCGAUGAGUCAGUUCAGGCAACAUCAGAAACAAUUUCAAGUCAGAUUCCCCAAAAAUUUGAGUUAGCAGAAACCAGGGUAUGUGAAGAUGAGUUAAAGAAGCAAAGUUUAAAUGUUUCAGGGGAUGGACUGAGCCAGACCCACUCCCAAAAGAGAAGGUUCAGGCAAGUGAAUAUCAGCCAAAGGAAAGGCCUUAUAGGAGAAAGCAGCAAGGAAUAUGAUGAGGGAGAGGGAAAUGUCAAUGGGAACUCAAACCUUGUUACACAUCAGAGAGCUCCAGCAGGAGAGGAAUCCCAGAGAUGUGAAACAUAUGAUCAGAGACUAAAAGAAAAGCCAGAACUUACUGAAUCUCAAAAAAUUCAUACUUUAAAGAGAAUUCAUGAGUGUAAUGAAUGUGGAAAAGUGUUUAGCCGGGGAUCAAAUCUUACUAUACAUCAAAGAAUUCAUACAGGAAAGAAACCCUAUAUAUGUGAUGAAUGUGGGAAAGGUUUUAAUCAGAGCUCCAAUCUCUGUAGACAUCAGAGAAUUCAUACUGGGGAGAAUCCUUAUGAAUGUAAUGAAUGUGGAAGAGCCUUCAGGGGGAGCUCAAACCUUAUCCUACAUCGGAGAAUUCACAGUGAAGGGAAACCCUAUGUUUGUAAAGAUUGUGGCAAAGCCUUCAAUCAGAGCUCAGAUCUCAUUAUACAUCAUAGAAUUCAUACUGGAGAAAAACCCUAUGAAUGUAAUGAGUGUGGGAAAGCUUUUAGUCAGAGUUCACACCUUGUUACACACAAGAGAAUUCAUACUGGGGAGAAACCCUAUGAAUGUAGUGAAUGUGGAAAAACAUUCAGACAGAGUUCACUCCUUCUUCAACAUCAAAGGAUCCACAGUGGAGAGAAACCUUAUGGAUGUCACAAAUGUGGGAAAACCUUUAGUGGACGCACGGUCUUUCUUAAGCAUCAAAGACUUCAUGCUAUUGAUGAACUUGAUGAACAGACCUUCAAUCAGGACACAGACCUUACUGGACAGCAAAGCAUUAAUAAGGAAGAGAAGCUUUAUGAAUGUAAUGAAUGUGGAAAAGCUUUCCGGUGUAGCUCAGAUCUGAUUAGACAUCAGAUAAUUCACACUGGUGAGAAACCCUAUGAAUGUAAUGAAUGUGGUAAAGCUUUCAGUCGGAACUCAAUCCUUAUAGAACAUCAGAGAAUUCAUACAGGAGAAAAGCCUUAUAAAUGUAGUGAAUGUGAGAAAGCUUUCAGAGGGAGCUCACAACUUAUUCAGCAUCAGAGAAUUCAUAGUGGAAAGAAGCCCUAUGAAUGCAAUGAAUGUGGGAAAACAUUUAAUCAGAGUUCAGACCUUAAUAGACAUCAUAGAAUUCAUAGUGGAGAGAAGCCCUAUGAAUGCAAUAAAUGUGGGAAAGCCUUCAGGUGGAGCUCAGAUCUUGGUAGGCAUCAGAAAAUUCAUAUUAAAAAGAACAUUUAUGAAUGCAAUCAGUGCAAAAAAGUCUUUAGUCAGAGUUUGGCCUUUACUCAGCAUCAAAGAAUCCACACUAGAGAAUAAUCUUAUGAAUAUAAUGAGGAAAUGAAAGCUGAUUUUUACUUUUGUUAAAUUCCACAGAGUACAUUUUGUGGUACAGUCUCAUAGGAAACUGAGGUCCUUAAGAGCAGGAGAGGUUUCCCAGUAACCCAUUUUAAUCAUCAAGAACUCUAUAACAGGGAUAUACUGGAAAUGAUUGAGAUGGAAAUGUAUCAUCCUUGCCUAAAGUUUCUGUGACAACAGAAAAAAGGUAUAAAUUGGGUAGAACAAUCUGACCUCUUCUCAUUUAAUGCCCCCAUCACAGCAGGUAAAGUCCAGCAGCCUGCCAACAAACUAUUGAGGUCCUCAGCAGUAAUACUAGAGGAGAAGUUGAGUAGGUUUGAGUAGGGACAUAGUCUUCUGGAGGGAAAAAAAAGCUGGAUCAGAGGAUCUAAUUGUAAGAAAUAGACACCCUCUCAGCCUCAGUUUCCUCAUCUUUAAAAUGAUGCUGCCUACCUCACAGGGUGGUUGUGAGAAUCAGUGUCACAAUAUAUGAAAAGUUCUUUGCAAAACUGAAAGUGUUAUAUAAGUAUUAACAUGAUCUCAACCCUAGAACACCUUUAAUUCUAUUUUUCCCUUUUUGAAUUUUAAUACCAUUUAAAAUAGCUUUUCUGGGGCAGCUAGAUUGCACAGUGGAUAGAGCACCAGCCCUGGAGUCAGGAGUACUUGAGUUCAAAUCCAGCCUCAAACACUUAACACUUACUAGCUGUGUGACCCUGGGCAAGUCACUUAACCCCAAUUGCCUCACUAAAAAAAAAAUUUUUUUAAUAGCUUUUCCAUAUACACAACAAAACAUAAAGAGGAUUAUUUAUAAAACCAUGAAUUUUUAUUUCAUACCACUUAUCAUUUAUAGUACAAAAAAAGUUAUAAUAAA